Messenger RNA from Racocetra persica, 381 nucleotides. Lineage: Eukaryota; Fungi; Glomeromycota; Glomeromycetes; Diversisporales; Gigasporaceae. The record is from the annotation of a GenBank genome assembly.
AAGCAACUUACAGUAAUAGAGAAUCAGCAAUGCGUAAUUAGUGUGUGUGCUAAAGCUUCUAGACAACAUAUGAGAAAGGUUACAGACUGGAUCUUGGGAAGUGCUCAAGACAAUCAAACCUUACCAGCAUAUUUGAAAGUCAAUGAUAUAGUUUGUCAAUGGUGUUAUAAUAGAAUCAUUAUUCACUCUUCAGUUGUGAUGAAAGAGUAUGCAAAGGCAAUUUAUAGUGUUCGAUCUAAAUGUUUAAACCAACUUGGUCAAAAAUGCCCGCCUUGUUUGGAAUUCUUGAAAAACGGAAUACAAAUUAACAUUCAAGAAAGUAGUAGCACUGGACAGGUUGACGAAGAUGAUGAACCUAUUGUUGUUAAUAGUAUUAAUAAU